Molecule: messenger RNA, 630 nt
Organism: Oldenlandia corymbosa var. corymbosa
Lineage: Eukaryota; Viridiplantae; Streptophyta; Magnoliopsida; Gentianales; Rubiaceae
Source: the annotation of a GenBank genome assembly
AUGGAAGGAAGCAUAGGCGAGGAGAUCUAUUCUGAUGUUAUGAAGAUGCCUAAAACAGAAUCAGAUCCUCAAUCCAUUUCGAAAGAUGAAACUCGUAAUCCACGUGAUAUCGACGGGGAUGAUUUGUGGGACGAUGACGGUGGAGAUGAUAUGGAAAGACAGUGGCAGAGGCGGCAACAGGAAUUCCACCGGCUAGGAUAUCGGGAAGGCCUGAUGGCCGGGAAAGAAGCAGCGGCACAAGAAGGGUUCAAUUUGGGGUUUAAGGAAUCUGUCUUCGCCGGCCAAAGCUGGGGUCUUGUUAGAGGUGUUACAAGUGCCCUUGCUCGUCUACCUGACGAUUUGAAACAGAAAUUGGUUGAAACAGAGGAGAAAAGACGCAGAUUCCAGAGCCUGCACGAAUCAGUGCGUUCUGUUUCCACAAAAGAUGCGCUUAAGCUGUUUUAUGAUGGCCUGAAUGACGGAGGCCAAACUCGAGAUGGAGUUCUUCUUAAAGAUUAUUCCGAAGAAUGUAAGAUGCUGGUUCGUGAAUGUUCUGCUUUAAGCCUCAAUGGGGAAGCUACACAAACUGGUUCUGGUACAGGAGGAGAUUCACACAGCCAAAUUCCAGAUGGUGUUGUUCUUAAAGAGUAA